Linnemannia hyalina is the source of this 285-nucleotide messenger RNA. The record is from the annotation of a GenBank genome assembly. NCBI's taxonomy places the organism in Eukaryota, Fungi, Mortierellomycota, Mortierellomycetes, Mortierellales, Mortierellaceae.
AUGACCGACAGAAUCCAAAACACCGCAAACUCCUAUAUCGGCGGCGCCAAGCAGACCGUCGGUGAGACCCUCGGCUACAGCGACCUUGCCGCCAACGGAGCCCAUCAGAAGACUCAAGCCGAUGCCGCCCAGAAGGCCGCCGAUGCCAAGACCCACGCCGAGGGUGUUGGCCACAAGGUCCAGGGAGAGGUCCAGAAGAACGUCGGAUCUUUGACUGGCAACAAUGACAUGGAGGCUCGCGGCCAUGUCAACGAGGUCCGCGGCGAUCUCGAGCGCAAGGUCUAA